Molecule: messenger RNA, 1359 nt
Organism: Lichtheimia ornata
Lineage: Eukaryota; Fungi; Mucoromycota; Mucoromycetes; Mucorales; Lichtheimiaceae
Exons: 7
Coding region: 1-1359 (452 amino acids)
Biological process (GO): RNA polymerase II preinitiation complex assembly; transcription initiation at RNA polymerase II promoter
Cellular component (GO): SLIK (SAGA-like) complex; SAGA complex; transcription factor TFIID complex
Molecular function (GO): transcription coactivator activity; protein heterodimerization activity; RNA polymerase II general transcription initiation factor activity
Source: RefSeq, a predicted model, not a curated record
AUGAGUGUAUUUCCAAAAGAAACUGUCAAGAACAUUGGCGAAUCGCUGGGUAUCACCAAUCUCAAAGACGAUGCGGCAUCAGCGCUGGCGCAAGAUGUUGAAUAUCGAGUACACGAACUUAUCCAAGAAGCAACCAAAUUCAUGCGACAUUCGAAACGUACGCGAUUGACGGUGGACGAUAUCAACUCUGCGCUUCGUGCCAAAAACGUCGAGCCCUUGUAUGGUUAUGCUUGCAGUGGUCCUCCAAAGUUUCGCAAAGCCAAUGUUGCUUCUACCGAUGUGUACUUUACGCAAGACGACGAACUCGACUUUGAUACGAUUCUGAGCAAACCGUUGCCAAAGAUACCUCUUGAUGUCAGCUUCACGGCGCAUUGGUUAGCGAUUGAAGGUGUUCAGCCCGCCAUUCCUCAAAACCCAACCCCUGGUGAUGCCAAAGCUGAUUUACUUUCAAAACGAUCCAAAAGCCAUGGUGGUACAAGUGGUCUUUCCGAUCAAGUGGAUGUCAAGCCGCUUGUGAAGCAUGUCUUAUCCAAGGAAUUGCAAAUGUACUUUGAGAGGAUCACGGAGGCAGUGUUAAGCGAAGAUGAGCGAUUACGAUCCCAAGCAUUUGAGAGUCUACGCAUGGAUCCUGGCUUGCAUCAGCUUUUACCUUAUUUCGUUCAGCAUAUCCACAAAAAGGUCACACAGAAUCACAAAGAUCUUGACGUUUUGGAUGCAAUGCUUUCAAUGGCCCAUUCCUUGUUGAAUAAUCAGCACCUGUUUGUGGAGCCUUAUUUACAUCAAUUGAUUCCACCUAUCAUGACAUGUCUUGUUGGUCGAACGAUAUCAGAGGAUCCAUUCCAAGAUCAUUGGUCUGUGCGGCGCCGUGCAGCAUCCUUGAUUGCCAAUAUUUGCAGACACUAUGGCAAAGCUUAUCACACACUCCAACCUCGAAUUGCAAAGACGCUUGUACGAGCACUGCUUGACCCAUCACGACCCUUGACAACACAAUACGGCGCCAUCAUUGGAUUGGAUGCUCUUGGCACAGAAGUUACGCGAGUCCUUGUUUUACCGCAUAUCAAAUUCUUUACGACGCAUUGUUUGCAAAAUGCUUUGGAGAAUGGAAACGCACAAAAGGUGCAAGAGGCAGAGAAAUGUAAAGAAGCAUUACUGGGCGUCCUUGAAAAAGUAGCCAAGGAUGGAGCACAUAUGGAAACAUCAGGCCAAGCAAGCGAACAAGAGAAAAAGCAACUUGUGGAUGACAUUGGACAAUUAUUGGGCGAUGCCUUUUUACAAAAGAGAGCGGAUAUCACUAGCAAUGAAUUACAAAGUAUCCUUGAAUCAACGACGACAACAACAACAACAACACAACACGAUUAG